Verticillium alfalfae VaMs.102 is the source of this 2610-nucleotide messenger RNA. RefSeq lists its product as hypothetical. The transcript has a single exon. NCBI's taxonomy places the organism in Eukaryota, Fungi, Ascomycota, Sordariomycetes, Glomerellales, Plectosphaerellaceae. Bases 1 to 2610 code for a protein of 869 amino acids. The record is from RefSeq and is a predicted model, not a curated record.
AUGCCCUCCACCUCUGUCGCGCUACCCAACACGACCGAUCGCUCUGAACUCCUCAAGCACGUCAUCACAAAUCACACGCUCCGCCGCCUCGUGGUCCAGAAUGACGGCCAACCCUUUACAAAGACAGACUGGGGGAGGUUGAAGAGGAUAGCCGAGGGCAACCCCGACGAGACCAAGAUUGGUGCGUUUGGCGUGGGCUUCUACAGCGUCUUUGCCGACUGCGAGGAGCCCUUUGUGAGCUCUGGCAACGAGGCCAUGGCGUUCUACUGGAAAGGAAACGCCCUAUUCACCAAGAAGACGACGCUGCCCGCGGACCAGCAGUCUCCCGACACCAUCUUUGUGCUCGACUACCGCAACACGACGACGCCUCUCCCCAAUCUCCUGUCUGUCAGUCAGUUCCUUGCCACAAGCUUAACGUUUGUGGCCCUGCAGCACGUCGAGUUCUGGAUCGACGACUACAAAGUCUUGGCCCUGCACAAGAAGGCCUCGCCCAGUGUAGAGGUGCCCAUCCCAAGGGACCUCGAGACGCGGACCCGGGACGGCCUCAUGACGGUACACACCGUCGAUCGUACGAGUGCACAGAUCGAUGCCUCUUUCAUGGGCGUCAUUGGGUGGAAGCCCAGGGCCACCGCUGCCAAACAGUCCGACCAGUACGGCAUGGGCGCAGAGGUUCCCUCUCUGAGAAGCUUCUUCUCUAGGCUGACGUCGAGUGCCUCGCAGGCUGGCCUGCGUGGCAAGGCGCACAAGGAGGAAGCCGUCGCCCAGGAGACCAUCUCGGAGGACGUGACCAAGGCGUCAAGCUCCUCCAUCUUCCUCCGCGUCACGUCUGCGGUCAUCAAGACCAAGGUGUCUGCCUCCUUCUCGGCAGAAUUAGAACGUGCCACGAAGAAGCCGCCUCCAAAGACGACAAAAUUGUCCAUCCUGACAUCGUCAUACGACGAAACGCAGGCGACGGAGAGCUCGAGCUCCGAUGUCAUCUCUAAAUCAGCCGAUGUCUUUGCGUCUGUUCUGCCGAGCAAGAAGCCCGGUGGCCGGAUCUUCAUUGGCUUUCCCACGACGCAGACCACGGGUGCGGGCAUGCACAUCUCGGCACAAUCUGUAAUUCCGACCGUGGAGCGUGAGGCCAUCGACCUGAACGCACGGUGGGUUCGCUCCUGGAACAUCGAGAUGCUUCGUGCUGCCGGUAUCAUGACGCGGCUGGCAUUUGCCAACGAGAUGAGUGAUCUUGACCUGAAGGUGAGGAAGGCUGCCGACAAGGGCGGCAAGAUUGCGACCAAGGACAUUGCCAAAUUCAUGCCUGAAGCCAUUCACAUCUUGAAGACGUUUACCUUUGGUGACUCGACGCCAAGCGGUCAGGUUGCACAGAUCAUCGAGGAAGCCUUCUGGACGUCGUAUCGUAAGGCCUCCAUCGAGGUCUUCUCUUCGCGUGGUGUCAUGCAGACCUCCAAGGUGCGGAUCGGAUCCGAGGAGCUCAGCAAAUUCGUGGAUAGCAUCCCCGUCGUGCCUGUGGAGCUCAAGAAUGACCCAUUCGUCAAAAAGCUGAUCGAUUUCGGGCUGAUCAGUUCGAUCACGGUGGAAGACGUGCGCAAAGAACUCGAGACCAAGGCUAUGAAUCGGGAGCAGCUGAUCAACUUCAUCAGCUGGGCUGGUAAGAGAGCACUCAACGGCGAGCUUGAUCCUUCGAGCAAGUCCAGCCUGCUGGAUGUCGCGGUGGCGACUGUGUCACAAGACGGUAGCGAUCAGGGUGAGAUCAUUGCUCUCGGGUCCAUCACAAACUUCCUCGUGGUCAACAAGAUCCCGGCCCACGCCCCUAUACCGCCCACCACCAUCCCGCACGCCUUUACCAGCAGUUGCGCGACUCCGGAGCUGCAGGCGCUCGGCUGGGAGCCUCUCGAAGUCUUGCCCUGGCUGAGGUUCCUGCUCAUGUCCCUCUCUGACAAGGCAGAUGACCAGAACAUGACGAAGACGCCAAAAUUUGCUCUCCAAGUGCUCCUCAUUUUGUCCAAAGCGUGGGAUAACCUGAACCCAAAGUCCAAGUCUGCCGUGAUCGGUCUGCUGCAAGCGCAUACGGUCAUGCCGACGAAGCUGGGCAUGCGGAAGCCUACCGAGUCGUUCUUUGCGACCGUCAAGCUCUUUGACGAUCUGCCGGUUAUCGAAAACUGUCAAAACCUCAAGGAGAAGUUUCUCGUUGCCAUUGGCGUCAGGAAAACCCUCGACCUCGAUACCAUCUUCACCAGGCUCCUGAGUCCCACCGCAAACGGCGAAGAGAAGCGAUGGAGUCACCUCGAACUCAUCAAGUACCUGGCAUCAGUCAAGGAUGACAUUCCUGCGGCGGAUAUGAAGAAGUUGAAGGAGUCGCGCAUUUGUCCUGCCGAGGCUGGCCCCAAAGGCCUUGGAACCGACCAAGGGGCUCGACUCAGCUGUACCGCGUGUGCGAACUUGUUUGAGCCCAAGGAUUUCGCACAGGAGCUCUGGGGCUGCCGCUGCUGCAGUGGCCUUGGCCCUCCAGGCAGCUUUCCGGGGCCUCCAGCACGGAGGGACUUGUUUCCUUCGCGACUUUUGGGCUUGCGGGGCGUAUCCCUUCGGUGCCAGAGCUUGGGUAGACCCUGA